This is a messenger RNA of Neolamprologus brichardi, 4030 nucleotides long. The record is from RefSeq and is a predicted model, not a curated record. NCBI's taxonomy places the organism in Eukaryota, Metazoa, Chordata, Actinopteri, Cichliformes, Cichlidae.
GAGGCCUGACUGGGGCCUUGCUGGGCGUUGGGGUGUCAGGAGCCAGCAUGGGGGUCGGAAGCUCUGUCUACCCUAAUGGAGGAUUGCCAGUCACAGCACUAGGCCAGCCUUGUUCUUGCCAGCAGUGCAUGCUGGUCCUCAGCGUGAAGGCCAAUACAGGAGGAGGAGGAGGGAUACAGACUCUGGGAAGACGAUCUUUAACCAUGCAGCGACCCAAGAACUCAGCGCCACCCCCUUCUAAAUCGCUUAGUCCAUCGAAAUCAGCCACCCUGGGACGGGGACAGCAGCAGAACGCCAACUCCAGCUACUUUCAGACGCUGCCGCACGGCCUCGCCAUCUCCAAGAACACCGCCUCCCAGAGGGUGAACGCCCAGCUCUUUGCUCAGUCUCUCGCCGCCCUCACCGCCGGCGCCUCCUCCAUGGGGAUCUCCGUGUCUUCCAGCAGGCCGCCUCCGCCGUCGCUCCCGCCACCUCAGCCCCCCACAUCCAACCCGACCCCUCCAUCCGUUCCGCCCAAGCAUUCCUCAUCUUCAGCCAGCGACUCGGUGCCAACCGCCACCCUGAUCACCCCUGCCAGCAGCGUAACCACGCCUCCUUCUCCUGUGCCAACUCCAUCACCGGUGGUGAUGAAGCCGCAGCGGUCAGCGUCGUCCGCAGCGACAGUGUGCCACGCGCCUUUACCGCAGCGAUCAAGCUUAGCCGGCCUGAGCAGACCGGCGUUGCAGAGGAUUGCCAUGGCUCAGUCCAGAGCGCUCAUAGCUUCGGGCGUGCCCACCGUCCCGGUGAAGAACCUCAACGGAUCCAGUCCUGUUCACCCCGCACUGGCCGGGAUCACGGGAAUCCUGAUGAGUGCCGCCGCUCUGCCCGUGUGUUUGACCAGGCCUCCGAAGCUCGUGCUUCACCCUCCGCCUGUUAGCAAGAGCGACAUCAAGCCGGUGCCCGGCUUCGGCCACUGCUGCAGGAAGACCACCAAGAAACAGGCUCGCAAAGGUAAAACUCCAGAGGAGGUGGUGAAGAAGUACCUGCAAAAAGUAAAAAGUCCACCAGAGGAGGACUGCACCAUCUGCAUGGAGCCACUGGGGGGCCCGUCUGGAUACAAGGGUCCAGGGGUGGGGCCUGUGUCCAGGGCGGAGUCAGUUGGACGGCUGGCACAGUGCGGGCACCAGUACCACUUCCAGUGUCUGGUGGCCAUGUAUAAUAACGGCAACAAGGACGGCAGUCUCCAGUGUCCCACCUGUAAAACCAUCUACGGCGUGAAGACUGGAAACCAGCCGGCAGGGAAGAUGGAAUACCAUGUCAUCCCACACUCUUUACCGGGCCACCCCGACUGCAAAACCAUACGCAUCAUCUACAACAUCCCACCAGGCAUUCAGGGACCAGAGCACCCGAAUCCAGGGAAGCCCUUCACUGCCAGAGGCUUUCCCCGACACUGCUACCUCCCAGACAGCGAGAAAGGACGCAAGGUACUCAGACUGCUCCUGGUAGCGUGGGACCGCAGGUUGAUCUUCUCAGUCGGUACUUCAAGCACUACAGGAGAGUCGGACACCGUCAUCUGGAACGAGGUCCAUCAUAAGACGGAGUUCGGCUCCAACCUGACGGGCCACGGCUUCCCCGACCCCGGACACCUCGACAACGUCCUGGAAGAGCUGCGAGCUCAGGGCAUCACGGAGGACGACGCACUGAUGGAGAAGUGAGAGGGCAACGCGAGAGGAGGAGACGGAGGGUGGAAGGGAGGAUUGCGAGGAAGAGGAGGCGGCUGAACCAUGAAAAUAAUAGGAGGAGGAGGAGGAGACAGAAUCUCUCUGCCAGCAGUUAGCAGGGGGCGCAGGGGCGAUUUGGGGUAACGGGGGAUGCUGAAUUUGUUUAGUCGCAUCAACCGCAGCGAGUGGAAGUUUGAAGAAGCAGCAGCUCUAGAAAGUAGAGUGACGAGGAGGAAGAGGUGGAUUUAGGUACUAAACGACAGCGGUCAGAGUGAAUCGGUACUAAUAAUAAAAAUAAGUUUACUUUACUGGGAAAGAGUCAAAAAAAGAAGGAAAAAAAGUUAGAGCAGUUCAAUAAAAACUGGGAGAGGAAGGACAAAGAGAGGAAGACUACGGAGCAGCUCGGGGCUGUAAGGACAGAGGGAGGAGGGGCAGCAGGAAGAACGAGGGAUGGUGCACGGACGUAGCGUAGGAUAGGAGUAGAGUAACUAACUUUUCGGAGAGGAGGAGAGGCUGAGUGCUGCCUUUGUUCAAACCACCUGCUCGCCUGCGGUUGAAGUGCAGUGCUGCGGCGCCCCCUGGCGGGUUUUCUUUUGAACUACAUGUCAGUCUGCAGGCUGAGUUAUCCACUUUAUUUCCUCAUUGUUACUAUAGUCCUCCUCAUUUACAGUUAUUCCAUAUUUUACCUCUUAACCUGAUGGUUUUACACGAGCUCAGCUCUGUGUGAUCAUGUGUGAAAUGACUAAAGACCAAACCGACCCCCGCUCACCUGCCGGGCGCCUUCGGAGUCUUACUAUCGAGCCACUGUGGUACGAGUUAACCUUAGACACAGGUACCAUUUUCUUUAUUUCAUUCUUUUGUUCCUGACAGAUCAGAGUUUCACUGGAUGCAGUUUUUCUCUCUAUGAAGCGUUUCAUUAGAGCUGUGAUGAACGUCUCGGGUAGCGGUUAAAGAGGAGGGAGACACGAGCGUGAGGAUGGGAUCAGAUUGGGCAGGAGGUCUGAAGGUCAGGAGACAAAAAAGGGCUGUUGCACGCUUUUUUAAAAAGAACAAUAUCAAAUUUAUGGUGUUGUAGGGCUUCGUUAUCACUGGGCUUCUCACACUAGACCUGUUUGCAGCUGAGCAUGAAGCAGACGGGUGAGAAUUAGCACCUUCAAAAACAGGCUAAUCUGAGGGUGAAAGGUUAAUCUGUAGAUCUGCCGGUCAAACGAUGUUCCUGUGGCCCUGAGCUGCAGGUAGGGACCGAAGGGAUAAGAUUGAGGGCACAAGGAGCAGAAAUGAGACUCCUCCACAAAAGUAUCUGAGGAGCUCGUCAUGCAGAAGGAGCUCAGCUGAGAUGUUUUAGGCAGGUCCACAAAGGAAGAGGCCCUGGACGCACUCGAGAGCCUCUGAGCUGGUUCUAACGCUGUGGUGUUGGAGGAGGCUGCUGAUAGAAAACAGAUGGAAUCUCCUCAUCUCUGAAACAUCUGCAUUUAUAGUCGCCAGUCGAAUCUGAUUAAAAACUGCUUCAAAAGUUUGACCACUUAAAAGCUUUUUAGCCCACAAACAUUAAACAUAAACAUCUCUGGCUCCUCCCAUGAGAACAGAAACCACACUAGGUCUUCAUCUUUGCUGCGCCCGCCCACCACCACACAGCUUAAACUGACUUCUGAUUGGCUCUUUUGGGGGGGGGGUUCAAACGCUGUGAGAUGGGCCGGAAUAAAUGGCAUUCUGGGAAACUGUAGAAAAACAUCGCAAAUUUCAUGAUUAAAAAUUUUCUUCUUCUUCGGGAAAUGUUCUCGAUAGCUGUCAAAUAAACAGCUAGUGAAAUGUUUUCCUGAGUAUUAGCACAACCAUCCAGUUUAGGGCGGCCUCCUGAAAACAUCACCGUCAUCCGACACGACCACCGGCUUCUUCUACAGCCAUGGACGUUUGUGCUGGCCUUUAGCCACACCCACACUGUUAUCGUUUGAAAACCAAUCGUAAAUCCUUAACGGACCAAUCGGCACACAUUAGCAGCAGGAUUGAUUCAUUUGAGUAUAUCUCUUCCUAGGAUUCGUUUAAGAAAGCGUGCUCCCACCCUGUCUCGCCACUUGUCUCCACGACUGAAAACAUUUUGCCCAGUCUCUGAGUUGGGUCUCUAAAUGACCUCUUAUCUCGACGUCUGUGUACUGUGUAUGCCACAAACAUUCUCCCGUUUUAAGCUUUUAUUUUGGUGAAUACGACAAUGGUACAUCCUUCACUUCUUUAUUACAUUUUUUAAUGGUAUUUAGGUACACCUUUGCUUUUUAAUAGCAUAUUUCUUGACACUAUUAUAGAUUAAAUUGCCUUCUUUUCAUUUUUUUGGAAAA